AUGGACGAUUACAUACCUGCGCCGGACCCGAGGUCGCUGCUACCUUCGCUCCUUGCAUGUCUUCCCGCCGGCUUUGCGUCUCCCCGGCCUCCUCCGGUGCUGCUUCCUCUCCUCUCGCCCAUUCUUCGGCAACGUGUUCAGCUCUUCAGUUCGGUAUCUCCAUCGUCUGCAGAUUCUUGGAUUCGGCUGCUCUGCUGGAAUGCUAGCAGAGGGGAGCAGAUCGAGCGCAUCAUCGGAGGAGCCUCUUUCGAACCCCACCCCGUUUCUGGGGAGAUCGAGAUCCCUGAUGAUAUUAAGACGCGAUACAAGCGUGUUGACGUCGAAACGUUACGUGCACAAUUUCCAUUACCAGAUUACAAUCUUGCACCCAUAUAUGUUUGGUGUCCAGGCGACCAGGAAGGGGGUGGUCCAGGCUGGAGAGUCGCGGAGGUUUUGCCGCUUGAUUCUCUCCAGGAUGAAGGACACACGUGGUUUGGCUCGAUUGGAGAAGCGAAUGCGUCACUGCAGGAUAGAGUGCUCGACGAAGCUCUGAAAGGCACGUGGGACGCGCUCAGACCGUACAACGAUAAUAACGAGGGCGAAGGCGAAGGCGACGGCGACGGCGACGGCGAUGAAGAUGACGAUUAUUGGGCACAGUACGAUGAUAACCUAGGGAGGACACCCGUGAGAAUUCAGACGCCCUCCCGAGAUAACUCUCGCAUCAAGCAGCUACGAGAUACGUCUGACGAUUCUUAUUAUAACCGUUAUGAUGAGGUCCAGCCUGCGAUGGACAAUGAUGAUCCGUCGGUGGACCGGAAUGAAGUUGGAGAUUCAUCACUGAACGGUGACGCGGUUGCUAGUGUCCUUAGGCAGCAGAUAGAACGCAUCGCCCAUCAGAACGGCAGGUCACGCACUCCGCCAGCAGUGAGCGAUUUUGCAGUUUCUCUGAGCCAUCCAAGGCCGGAAUCCGCCUCUUCACAGGGGUCAGAUGCUAUUCUGAGACUAGAGCGGACCGCAGAGAACCAAUCUAUGGCUGAAAUGGGAGUGCGUGAAUACAUAUCUUCCAAUUUUAGAAAUUUAUACCUCUUGGCGAGGUCCACCGGGAUCCCAAGGGAAGAAUUUGGGAACCUCGUCCGAAAGGAAUUGGAUCGAUUGGAAUACACUGGCUUUGAACGAACCACGACCCUCUGA
This is a messenger RNA of Coccidioides posadasii C735 delta SOWgp, 1170 nucleotides long. RefSeq lists its product as uncharacterized. The record is from RefSeq and is a predicted model, not a curated record. NCBI's taxonomy places the organism in Eukaryota, Fungi, Ascomycota, Eurotiomycetes, Onygenales, Onygenaceae.